GUGUGAUUUGAGUUUGACAGCUUCUUCCCACCGUAAACUGUGUAGGUGUUUGCGCUUACUUUUAACUGACAUUUAGUGUAAGCUGAGCUGCAUAUAACCAUGAUGAAGACCCAGCAAAGUCCACAAGAAUUAAGUCGAGACCCAUCAGUGCAGCAUGACCUACUGCCAGAAUUUCCCAGGGGUCCACUAACUGUGUAUCGUGAAAGAGCUUCUUUCAGCUGGAAAGAAAUGUUACUGUUUUUAUAUGGAGAAGACAUUGUACAGUUCAGGAAAAAAAUAUUUUCUACAUUGGAAAAUGAUACAUUAUUUGCCCGCCAGCCAGGAGAGGACUUAAAUCUAAAUCAGAAUCGUGAGCUGACAUUCUUACGAUGUAAGCGGCUGUUUGAGUACGAGUUCCUUACUGUGGAAGAAGCCAUGGAAAACCCAAUUAAAAUGCUUGAGCUCUCCAAUUGCAUAGGCAUGUAUGACUGGUCAUUAUCUGCAAAGUAUGGUCUGAAUAAACAAAUGUUUGGUGGAAUAGUUGCCACCUCUGGGUCAAAACAAUACAGAAAAUUUGUUGACCAGAUCAAUAACAUGGAGAUUUUUGGAUGCUUUGCCUUAACUGAAUUAAGUCAUGGAAGCAAUACCAGAGCUAUAAGGACAACUGCCAGAUACGAUCCUGAAACACACGAGUUCAUCCUAAAUUCACCUGAUUUUGAAGCUGCCAAGUUCUGGGUUGGUAAUAUGGGCAAAACAGCGACACACUCUCUUGUUUAUGCACAGCUAAUUACACCGGACGGACAGUGCCAUGGGAUUCAUUCCUUUGUAGUCCCAAUAAGAGAUCCCAAGACGCUCCUUUCCAUGCCAGGUGUGAUGGUCGGUGAUAUGGGCAAAAAACUGGGACAGAAUGGCUUGGACAAUGGGUUUGCCAUGUUUUAUAAUGUUCGGAUACCUCGAGAAAAUCUGCUAAACAAAACAGGAGAUGUCACAGCUGAAGGAAAAUAUGUUACUCCAUUUAUGGAUGCUGACCAGCGGUUUGGUGCCUCCCUUGGUGCAUUAUCAUCUGGCAGGGUCAACAUCACUGCCAUGGCAUCUGUUAAUCUUAAGUUGGCCAUAUCAAUAGCUAUUCGCUUUUCAGCAACUCGAAGACAAUUUGGGCCCACAUCAGAUGAGGAAAUACCAGUACUGGAAUACCAGCUGCAGCAAUGGCGUCUCUUUCCUUAUUUGGCUGCUUCGUAUGCAUUAGAUUACUUCUCCAGAUCUCUGAUUAUGAACUUUUUUGAGCUUCAUUUAGGCCUUAUGAUGAAUGAUAAAAGUCAAAGACAGGCUGACUUGGGAAGAGAAAUGCAUGCACUCUCUAGUGCUAGCAAACCAUUGGCUUCAUGGACUGCUCAGCGAGGAGUACAAGAAUGCCGAGAAGCUUGUGGAGGACAUGGUUACCUUGCCAUGAAUCGCUUGGGAGACAUCCGCAAUGACAAUGACCCAAACUGCACCUAUGAAGGAGACAACAAUGUCCUACUGCAGCAAACUAGCAAUUACCUUCUUAGCUGGGUGAGAGUACUACAUGAUGGAAAAACACCUGUUCAGUCUCCAUUAGGUUCUGUUGACUUUCUGAAGGACUUCACUUCAAUCCUUGCAGGAAAAUUCAUGGCUUCCACGGUUACUGAAUGCAUAGAUUCUGCAGUUCCACUGGCAGCAUAUAAGUGGUUGGUUUGCUUCCUGUUGCAAGAAAGUAAUCUAAAGUUAAAUCAAGAAAGGCAGUCUGGAACAUGUGACUUUGAAGCCAGAAAUAACAGCCAAGUGUAUUAUUGUCGGUCUCUGGCAAUUGCAUAUAUUGAGCAUACUGUUUUGCAACGGUAUCAUGACUUUACUCAUGAUUCCAACAUCCCUCCAUCCCUGCAACCAGUGCUUCAGAGGCUGAGUGCCCUCUAUGGUUUGUGGUCACUAAGCAAUCAUAUGGCUACUCUUUACCAAGGGGGAUAUUUUAGGAGUCAGGAGCCUGCUAUCAUACAAGAUGCUAUUCUGAAGCUUUGCACACAGCUAAAAGAUGAUGCUGUUGCUCUGGUUGAUGUCAUUGCUCCUCCUGACUUCAUUCUGAACUCACCAAUUGCCAAGGCUGAUGGUGAGAUCUACAAAAACCUUUGGACCACAAUUCUCCAGAGCAAUGAGGUGUUAUCAAGGCCAUCGUGGUGGGCAGAGUUUUGUGCUAAGAAACCCAUUGUAGGCAGCUUGAGAUCAAAAAUUUAGGGUAAACAAAUACUACAUCCUACUGGAUGGACAAUAUUUCAGCCAAAUGUAUUACUGAUUAAUUCAGGACUUUAAAAUAAUUUGUGUCUGAGACACAUCUAUUUUGUAAUUGAAGUGAUCUGUCUGUGCUGUAUUCAGCUUGAUUAUUUUAAUGCUUUCUUUCAGUUUUCUGCAUUGUUUAAUGCAUGUAGACAUGUAAAGUAGAAUAGUCCUAUGAAACUGUAAAUGUGAUUAUUUGAAAUAAAGCUGUUGGUAUUCAUCAGA
Messenger RNA from Protopterus annectens (West African lungfish), 2490 nucleotides. It is a transcript of the gene ACOX3, whose product is annotated as acyl-CoA oxidase 3, pristanoyl. The record is from RefSeq and is a predicted model, not a curated record. NCBI's taxonomy places the organism in Eukaryota, Metazoa, Chordata, Ceratodontiformes, Protopteridae. Gene Ontology annotation, biological process: lipid homeostasis; fatty acid beta-oxidation using acyl-CoA oxidase. Gene Ontology annotation, molecular function: pristanoyl-CoA oxidase activity; FAD binding; fatty acid binding. The transcript is spliced from 18 exons. Gene Ontology annotation, cellular component: peroxisome. Bases 100 to 2226 code for a protein of 708 amino acids.